AUGGAAAAAGAAGAUUUUAGAUGGUUUGAGGGAGAUGGAGAAACAGACGCCGAGGAGUUCACACCAGCACCCGCCAGGAGUUCCUCAUUAAACUACAUGAUAGAUGCCAUUGGAGGAAUAUUCUAUUCUGUCUUCGUGAUUUCCCUGGUGGCAAGGCUCGUCACAUAUGUCUUUGGGCUCAGCCCGCAUGUACUUACCUUGGACAUCAACCUGGUGCUUUUGAGCACCAUUGUUAUAUCUUUGCUGUUUAUCCUCCUUUCAGUAGCAAGAGAAACCAUAACGUUCAUGGGAUUAACUCUUGGGAUCGUUGAAAACUCUGAUUCAUAUGCAAAGCUACAAAGGCUUGUGACGGUUUCUGCCUGGUUUGGGACAAGCAUGUACUGGAUGAACUAUGUAAAGAUGUCGUAUGGAUACGACUUCGACAUUGCCCGCAAGGUCUUUGCAUCUGGAAUGAUAACGUCCAUGACGUAUUCAGUCAUAACGGUUGCUAUGGGAUACUUCGGAAGCUUCUUCCUGGAGAAGACACUUAAAACCAAGAUGAACGAUGUGGAGGAGACCGAGAGAAUAGUGUAUGCAAUGAAGAACUACAGAUAUGAUGUCUCUGAGUCUGUGAGCAGUAGAACCCCUGAAUGCUCAUGUAAGGACAUAUUCUGCUUUAGAGCAUCGGCAAGCAUUAGAAACCGAGAGAUAAGGAAGGAGAGCGGGGAGGAAGGGGCCCAUCUGUUUGUAGGAGGGCUUGUGAUAAAUCCUCCUCAGAUUCACGGAAUCAUAGAUGCCAAGACUCUUGCAAGAGAUGUAUUUACCAAGGCAAGCAAUGGAAAGGACUUUCUUUCGUUCAGUGACUUCAGCAGCAUAUUCCCGACGCCGCAAGAUGCCUCGAAUGCAUUUUCCUUCUUUGACUCGAACAACGACAGAACGAUCUCGAAGAAGACGUUCCACGACACGAUCAUGCAUUUUUACAUGGAAAGGGUGAAUCUCGAGAAGAGCAUAGCGAGGACCGAGGACUUUAUCGGUGUGGUUACAAACACCUUGAACACGGUUGUGGCGGUGGUCCUCUGCUUCACCUACCUCAUAAUUUUUGGAAUUCCGCCUAAGGAAUUGCUGACGCUGACGCUCAGCGGAUCCCUCGCAUUCAGCUUUGUUGCAAGCAAGAUAAUUCCAGACAUGUAUCGCAACUUCAUGAUGCUUACCAUACACCCGUUUGACGUGGGCGACGAUGUGAUAAUUGACGGAACGGACUAUAGAGUUUAUGAGUUUGGACUGACAAGCACAUCUCUGAUUGGCGAGAACGGAGGAAAAAUAAAAUUCCUGAACAGCGAUCUCUGGAAGAAGAAGCUCAUCAACAUGACAAGGGCGCCUGAGAAGAUAAUCACGUUCAACUUUGAUCUGAAUCCCGACAUAAAGGUCGAGGACUUUGGGCGGUUUAAGGGCAUGAUACGCGAGUUUAUCAAGAAAAGGCCUUUCGACUACGAUGGAUCGUUCUCCAUUCAGGCGAAGACAGAAAGCUUUGCAAGCAUUAAUGUUCUGAGCUGCACGAUGGUUCUGAAGUGCAAGAACUACAAGAACAAGUCCAAGAAGUUCGUCCUCAGGGUUGAGAUGACUGCAUUCCUGAGAUCGCUAAUCACAAGCAUGAACAUUGGGGCAAAGUGA
Molecule: messenger RNA, 1650 nt
Organism: Encephalitozoon hellem ATCC 50504
Lineage: Eukaryota; Fungi; Microsporidia; Unikaryonidae
Exons: 1
Coding region: 1-1650 (549 amino acids)
Biological process (GO): transmembrane transport; monoatomic anion transport
Cellular component (GO): plasma membrane
Molecular function (GO): calcium ion binding; mechanosensitive monoatomic ion channel activity
Source: RefSeq, a predicted model, not a curated record